Molecule: messenger RNA, 2048 nt
Organism: Medicago truncatula (barrel medic)
Lineage: Eukaryota; Viridiplantae; Streptophyta; Magnoliopsida; Fabales; Fabaceae
Product: terpene synthase 10
Exons: 7
Coding region: 71-1846 (591 amino acids)
Biological process (GO): diterpenoid biosynthetic process
Molecular function (GO): magnesium ion binding; terpene synthase activity
Source: RefSeq, a predicted model, not a curated record
UGAUUUAGGUUACAUAAGAACCACCAAAAACAGUCCAUAUAGCAAACAUUUCCAAUUCCUUUUGUAGCCAAUGGUUUUCCCUAUUCUUGGAAAUCUUCCAUUUAGCUUUGCAAAAAAUAUACUUCCUCCUCUUGGAAAAAAGUAUUCUUCUCUAGCAACAUGUAACUUCAAUACCUUUUCUAGUAAAACUCAAUGCAAGGGAUCAUAUAUACCUUCUUCAAGUACUCGUCGUUCUGCUAAUUUCCAACCAUCAAUUUGGACUUAUGAUUAUAUCCAGUCUUUGAGCAGUGAGUAUAAGGAAGUAAUGUACAGAAAGCAAUGCUCAAUUCUAAAGGAAAAAGUAAGAAUGAUGCUUAACAAAACGGAAAAUGAGCUUACUCAACUUGAGCUUAUUGAUGUAUUGCAAAGGCUUGGAGUGUCUUACCAUUUUAACAAUGAAAUUAGGGACAUAUUGGAUAACAUUUACAACAAACAAACAUUCAAGUUGAAGAAGAAUUUACAUGCCACAGCACGUGAGUUCAGACUUUUGAGGCAACAUGGUUAUGAUUUAUCUACAGAUGUUAUUGUUUGUUUUGAAGAUGAAAUAUGUAAUUUCAAGAACGGUCAUUUUGUUGAUGUUGAGGGAAUGUUAUCAUUGUAUGAAGCAUCAUUUCAUUUGUUUGAAGAUGAACCUAUAUUGGAUGAAGCAAGAGAUGUCACAUCCAAGUUUCUCAAAGAAUUUUUGGACAAAAAUGGAGAUAAGAACAUAUCACUUCAAAUAAGUCAUGCUUUGGAGCUUCCACUACAUUGGGGAAUUCCUCGAUGGGAGGCUAGGUGGUUCAUUGAUAUAUACGAAAGACAACAAAAUAAAAAUCAUGUUUUACUUGAAUUUGCUCAAUUGGAUUUCAACAUUCUUCAAAGCUUAUACCAAGAAGACCUUAAGUAUACGUCAAGAUGGUGGAAAAGAACUACACUUGGAGAUAAUUUGAGCUUUGCAAGAGAUAGAUUGGUUGAGAACUUUGUUUGGACUGUGGGAACUAAUUUCAAGCCAGAAUUUGAUUAUUUUCGAAAAGUUUUGACAAAGGUCAAUUCCUUAAUUACCAUCAUUGAUGAUGUGUACGAUGUGUAUGGCACAUUGGAAGAACUAGAGCUCUUCACAAAAGCAAUUGAUAGAUGGGAUCUAAAUGCAAUGGAUUCUCUCCCAAACUACAUGAAAAUGUGCUUUCAUGCUCUCUAUGACUUAGUGAAUGAACUUGCUUUUGAAACCUUGAAAAAGUGUGGGUACCAUAUCACUCCAUACCUGAAAAAAGCGUGGGCAGAUCUAUGUAAAUCAUAUUUGAUUGAAGCAAAGUGGUACCAUAGUGGAUACACACCAAGCCUUGGAGAAUACUUAGAGAAUGCAUGGAUUUCCAUAAGUGCACCUGCUAUACUUACUCAUGCUUACUUUGUGAUUCCACAUUCAUUCAAAAUCGAAGACUUGGUUUGUUUAGAAGAAAACUCCGACAUAAUUCGGCUUUCAGCAAUAAUUUUACGCCUUGCUAAUGACCUCGGAACAUAUAAACGUGAAAACGAGACAGGUGAUAUUCCAAAGUCAAUUCAAUGUUACAUGAACGAAACUGGAGCUUCUGAAGUAGAGGCUUGUGAGUAUGUUAAGUCCAUGAUGUUUAUAGAGUGGAAGAAGAUGAAUAAAGAAGCUCAUGGUUCAUCUUUCUCUCAAUGUUUCAUAGAUACAGCUGUAAAUCUUGCUAGAAUGGCAUUGUUUAUGUAUCAUCAUGGAGAUGGCCAUACUAUUCAAGCUCCUGAAAUUAAGAAUCGCAUAACAUCGUUAGUUUUUCAGCCUAUUCCUAAUAUAUUUACUAAACAUUAAUAGUAUUAGACUUGUCAGUGAUUGUUUAAAUGAAAUAUGUUUUAAAUUUAAUUGGUUUUUCAUACUUAAGAUGUUAGUUGAGUGGAAAGAGUUUAGUCGUGUGACUUAAAGGUGUUGAGUUUUGAAUUAUCCAACGAUUGUAAAAUGGACAUUUGUCUUUUAAAUAACAUGUUGUGUAAUGUGUUUGACAGUUUGAGUCAAA